ACCAACAUACAGUCCACAUUAGAAGAAAAAGCGAACCCAAAAAGUAAUUGAGCCACUUCUACGAAAAAGGAAUUUGGUCACAUCAAGCUGCACAUAACAGCGAUCCUGCUACAGCCACAGCCACACUAAUUCGUGCCACGAACCAGAAAAACACUGAUAACAUCAUCGUCCAACAAGCAGUUUCACCAGCUACUAGGAAACUAAGAGGAAACGAUGUCUCAAUUUGCCGCAAUGAGGAAAAGGGCCGAACAGCGCGCCCAUCGCUAUCCGCAACCAUGUCGCCUAUGCGACGCAAAUCAUCCGAUCAGGCUUAGCCCUUUGUAUCGUGCGAAGUCGCCAGAGGAAAGAUUGCGUGAGGCCUUACUAGGACGCUACUGCGCUAAUUGCCUCGCGAUGAAUCACGAAUUAAAAGACUGCGUGAGCGAAGGCAGAUGUAAACGAUGUGGCGAAAAGCACCACUCGACACUACAUUUCGAGGAUGAACCCAGCACAUCGAAAAAGUCAUGGGCCCAACAGGUGGAGGAGGAAGAAGAAAAUUCCGAUGGUGUAAUCUCGCUACUUGCGUCCGAUUCUGGAACGGAAACGCGGCCUUUCCGUCCAGAUACCGAAGAAGGUGCACUUUCAGGCGAUGUAGCGGAGACUCGGCCUCUCCGCGCAUUCGCAGAAGGGGGAUCGGAAACUAGGCCUUUUCGACCCCUAUUGCAGCACGAGCGGAACCGGUUACGUGGAGCGGAAACCAGGCCUUUCCGCCUGCGUAAUCCCAGACGCAAGUCCUCUCGACGCACACAAAAAGAAGGUAGACUGGCGACUCGGCCUCACCAGCUAUCGAAACGACGUACGUUCCGAAACGGAAUCUUGGGUCACCAUACCAUAGCUGCGCCAACACUUCAACCACUGAUCGCUAUCGCUCCGACUGCAGUCGUUAAAGUAGAAGCUGGAGGGCGCCUACAUUUGAUCCGCGCGCUUGUCGACGUAUGUUCCCCUCGAACUAUAAUAUCACUUGACUUAGCCCGAGAGUUGCGCCUGGACGAGACGCGCGUUAGGUUGUCUGUUAUGCUUACGGGGAAAAUAUGGGCAAAAUAA
This is a messenger RNA of Rhagoletis pomonella (apple maggot), 1083 nucleotides long. RefSeq lists its product as uncharacterized. Bases 214 to 1083 code for a protein of 289 amino acids. The record is from RefSeq and is a predicted model, not a curated record. NCBI's taxonomy places the organism in Eukaryota, Metazoa, Arthropoda, Insecta, Diptera, Tephritidae. The transcript has 2 exons.